AAAAAAAAAUGGCAAAUCCACAGUUAGCAGUAGAAACAAAAUUACUUGAAGCUACAAAGAUAGUCGAAGAGCAAAUAGAUGCUGAGAUCGAAAAGCUAGAGAAACUAGACAUUGAUGAAUUGGAAUCAUUAAGGAAGCAGCGCCUUGAUGCACUUAAGAAACAGGAAACCAAAAAACGUGAAUGGUUAGAAAAAGGUCAUGGAGAAUAUUCUGAACUUCCAGAAGAAAAAGAAUUUUUUGAAGUCUGCAAGAAAAGUGAAAAUGUUGUUUGUCACUUUUACAGAGAAAGCACCUUUCGAUGUAAGAUUGUGGACAAACAUUUAGCUGCUCUUGCUCGUAAACACAUUGAAACUAAGUUUUGUAAAAUUGAUGUAGAGAAAUCACCAUUUCUCACUGAUCGGCUCAGAAUUCGUGUUUUGCCUACAAUUGUACUUUGUAAAAAUGCAAUAACCAAAGACUUUAUUGUGGGUUUUGAUGACCUAGGUGGUCAUGAUGAGUUCUCUACUGAGAUGUUGGAAUGGCGUAUAGCUCGUGCUGAAGUUAUCAUCUACAAUGGGGAUCUUACCACGCCACCAAAUAGCUUAAAUUCAGCAAAGAAAAAUAAACCAGUUUUUGGAUAUCGAAAGAAAAAUAUUCGUGAUGAUGAUGGUGGUGAUGAUAGUGAUGAAGACUAAAUUUAUUUAGUAUAUAAUUUUACUCUAAGCUAACAUUAAAUAUUAAUCAAAUGAGUGGUUUUUAAAAUAUGCUCUUUUUUUGCUCACCUUAUGAUAAAACUGAAAAGAAAGUUAGUUUAUAAAUACUCAUUUGUUUUUUUUUCUCUUUGAAGUAAUUUUACUGAUUACUUGGCUUUGAGUAAAACUAUUAAUAAUAAUAAUAAUAAUAGUUUAUAGUUAUCAUUCUGAUAGCUGAGACAUUUUUCGUUAACUUACCUCAAGGCUACAUUUGUAAGUUUGUGUACUUACAAAUUAGUUACUUUUUUAUUUCUCAGACUUAGUUUGUUCACCCAUUAAAACCAGCCACAGAAGUAAAAUGACAUGCAGUGAUAACGAAUGCAUAGUAAAAUUAAGACUAACAGAAAUAUUAAUAAAUACAUAUAUUUAUACUUUGCAUUAUUAAGUAUUGUACUUUGAUUGGCCAGGUACUAAUAUUUUACUUUAAUGAUUUAUAUGUGUAUCAUAACUUGUGGUGAUGUUAAGGUUUUAUUGGUAGAAUCAGUGUUUGUUUUAAAAUAUUUUGUUUUGUAAUACCUGUACAUCAUAAUGCAUUCCAAAAGUAUGUACCGCUUUUAUUCAGUAAAACUUGUUUUUUCAGUUAAAA
Molecule: messenger RNA, 1317 nt
Organism: Limulus polyphemus (Atlantic horseshoe crab)
Lineage: Eukaryota; Metazoa; Arthropoda; Merostomata; Xiphosura; Limulidae
Product: thioredoxin domain-containing protein 9-like
Exons: 1
Coding region: 9-674 (221 amino acids)
Biological process (GO): microtubule cytoskeleton organization
Cellular component (GO): cytoplasm
Source: RefSeq, a predicted model, not a curated record